AUUAGGGAGUUGUUAAGGAGUCGGUUUCCACUCUUCCGGGAGAGAUUCUCUCCGUAUUCUGUUAGGAUUAUUAGGAUCUCAUAGUUUUUCACUCCCUCUAUACAUAUAACUCCUUCCCCCACUCCCCGUUAUAAACAUCCAAUCAAAUCAAACCUCUACCCGGCAUCGGGAUCUUCAGAUGGCGACUUCCACCUGCUCCGCCGUCGACCUGAUCCCUCUCCUCGGCGGCGCCACCAACGCCACCGCCGCGGCUCACUUCAUCUGCGACCAAUUCAACAGCGUCUCCGGCAAAUUCGCCGACACCGGCCACGCUGUCGACACCAGCUUCCUCCUCUUCUCCGCCUACCUCGUCUUCGCCAUGCAGCUCGGCUUCGCGAUGCUCUGCGCCGGAUCUGUCAGGGCGAAGAACACCAUGAACAUCAUGCUGACGAACGUCAUCGACGCCGCCGCCGGCGGUCUCUUCUACUUCCUGUUCGGAUUCGCCUUCGCCUUCGGAGGCCCUUCCAACGGCUUCAUCGGGACCCACAACUUCGGCCUCACCGGAUUCCCCUCCGAGUCCUUCGAUUACAGCUACUUUCUCUACCAGUGGUGCUUCGCCAUCGCGGCGGCCGGAAUCACCAGCGGUUCGAUCGCGGAGAGGACUCAAUUCAGCGCGUAUCUGCUCUAUUCCGCGCUGUUGACGGGAUUCGUUUACCCGAUCGUGUCCCAUUGGUUCUGGUCCGGCGACGGCUGGGCGAGCGCUUCCAGAUCCGACGGGAAUCUUCUAUUCGGAUCUGGGGUUAUUGAUUUUGCAGGUUCAGGGGUCGUUCAUCUGGUUGGGGCCGUUGCCGGGCUUUGGGGAGCCCUAAUUGAAGGGCCCAGGAUCGGCCGGUUCGAUCAGACCGGCAAACCGGAGUCAAUCAAGGGCCACAACGGGGCUUUGGUGGUGAUGGGCACUUUCCUCUUGUGGUUCGGGUGGUACGGGUUCAACCCGGGUUCCUUCGUCACCAUCUCCAAGGCGUACGGCGCGGGAGGCUCGUUCUACGGCCAGUGGAGCGGAGUGGGCAGGGCGGCGGUGACCACCACGCUCUCCGGCUGCGCGGCCGCCCUCACGACGCUCUUCGCGAAGAAGGUGCUGAUCGGGCACUGGAACCUGACCGACGUCUGCAACGGUCUGCUCGGCGGGUUCGCGGCGAUCACCGGCGGCUGCUCGGUGGUGGACCCGUGGGCGGCCGUCGUCUGCGGAUUCGUGGCGGCGUGGGUCCUGAUCGCGUGCAACUACCUGGCGGAGAGGGUCCAGUACGACGACCCCUUGGAAGCGGCCCAGCUCCACGGCGGGUGCGGGGCGUGGGGGAUCAUAUUCACGGCCCUGUUCGCGGAGAAACGGUACGUGAACGAGGUGUACCCGGGGGUGGCGGGGAGGCCGUACGGGCUGCUGAUGGGCGGCGGAGGGAAGCUGAUGAUGGCCCACCUGGUGCAGAUAGCGGUGAUCGUGGGGUGGACGAGCGUGACGAUGGGUCCCCUGUUCUUCGUCCUGCACAGAUUGGGACUGCUCAGGAUAUCUCACGAGGAGGAGACCGCGGGGAUGGACCUCACCAGCCAUGGCGGCUAUGCUUAUAAUGACGACGACAUUGGCGAGGCCAAGAGAAGGGAACAGGGCAUGAGGCAUGGCAGGAGUCUAAUCGUGGGCCCCUUGAUCCUGACUAAGCCAGCUCCCUCGUCUAGGUCUGGUCUGCCGCUGCUCGUGGCCGAGGCCGAGCGCCUGACCUGCCUUCGGAAACCUCUGGAUGGAAGGCCGGCCGUGGUUGCUCCGAGGAUGACCAACCCUGCCGGGGCCGAGUGCGCAGUGCUGGCGAGGCGCUCUUUGCUGGUCUUUUGUCCUGGUUCCGUCAAGUGGGCCUUGGCAAAGUUGGGCUAGGCCGUCUUCCUGCUGGGCUGGAUACCCCCAUUCCCGGGUAUCCAUCAGAAUCGAUAUCAAAAAUUACCGAAAAACCAGAGAGAAUCGAAUCGAGAAAUACCGAAUCGAAAAAAUACCCCUAAAAUAUCGAAUCGUACCGAACAUUCGGUUCAAUAUUUGAGAACGGUUCUCAUACCGAAAAUCUCGAACCGAAUAUAUAUACUAAAAUGUUAUAAGUAUAAUAAUCUUUUUAUAGUUUU
Cuscuta campestris is the source of this 2136-nucleotide messenger RNA. NCBI's taxonomy places the organism in Eukaryota, Viridiplantae, Streptophyta, Magnoliopsida, Solanales, Convolvulaceae. The record is from the annotation of a GenBank genome assembly.